This is a messenger RNA of Phacochoerus africanus (Common warthog), 1562 nucleotides long. RefSeq names its product rhomboid like 2 (gene RHBDL2). Lineage: Eukaryota; Metazoa; Chordata; Mammalia; Artiodactyla; Suidae. The record is from RefSeq and is a predicted model, not a curated record. Gene Ontology annotation, cellular component: membrane. Gene Ontology annotation, molecular function: serine-type endopeptidase activity. The transcript has 8 exons. Bases 252 to 1166 code for a protein of 304 amino acids.
GGCCCAGACCCGGAUUGGGCUGGGAGAGGAUCUCUUUGGGCUCCCUCCCCUGGGGCUGGGCAGGCAGGCGGGGCGGGAACUUGUCCGGAGGAUUUUAACUUGGGGAGGGGCCUAGGAGUGCCCGGCGGCAGGGCGGGAACUCCGGGGCAGCUCAGGCAGCCCCUUGACCCAGGACGUCUGGAACUCAAGGAGCAGCCAGUUCUGCCUGGGACACCCUUUGGCCUCCUGAGGCAGAGGGAGGACCCAGGACGAUGGCUGCCGCUCAUGAUGUGGAGAUAGAGGAGGAUGCGAGUCUGAAUAUGGAUAGAGAGCUGAAAGACGAGCUGGAAGAAGAGAAGAGAAUGAGAGAGGACAGGGCAGGUAAAGAGCCCUUCAAGCAUAACAAGGUCCACAGGAUCGUCUCAAAGUGGAUGCUUCCUGAACCCGUGCGAGGAACGUACCUGGAAAGAGCUAACUGCCUCCCGCCCCCUGUGUUCAUCAUCUCCAUCAGCCUCGCCGAGCUGGCGGUGUUUAUUUACUAUGCUGUGUGGAAGCCUCAGAAACAGUGGAUCACCUUGGACACAGGCAUCUUGGAGAGUCCCUUCAUCUACACUCCCGAGAAGAGGGAGGAAGCCUGGAGGUUUAUCUCAUACAUGCUGGUCCAUGCUGGAGUUCAGCACAUCCUGGGGAACCUUGUGAUGCAGCUUGUUUUGGGGAUCCCCUUGGAGAUGGUUCAUAAAGGCCUCCGGGUGGGGCUGGUGUACCUGGCGGGAGUGAUUGCAGGAUCCCUUGCCAGCUCCAUCUUUGACCCACUCAAAUCUCUUGUGGGUGCUUCAGGAGGAGUUUAUGCUCUGAUGGGAGGCUAUUUCAUGAAUGUUCUGGUGAAUUUUCGAGAAAUGAUUCCUGCCUUUGGAAUUGUCAGACUGCUGAUCAUCAUCCUUAUAAUUGCGUUGGACAUGGGAUUUGCUCUCUACAGAAGGUUCUUUGUCCCUGCAAACGGGUCUCCGGUGUCUUUUGCAGCUCACAUUGCAGGUGGAUUUGCUGGAAUGUCCAUAGGCUACACCGUGUUCAGCUGCUUUGAUAAGGCACUCCUGAAAGAUCCAAGGUUUUGGGUAGCAAUUGCAGCUUAUUUAGCUUGCGUCUUAUUUGCUGUGUUUUUCAACAUUUUCCUAUCCCCAGCGAACUGACUUGCCCCUAACACGAACCGAUGAAUGAGUAAUGCCAUCUGGGGAAAAAAAAAAACAAAACUAGAAUUCUAUGAAGAAACAGAGAAGUUCCAGCAAAUGCUAACAAUUUUAUAAAAAGGCCGAAACACCCCUGAAGUCAUUGGUUUCAAAGGCUGCUUACAAAAGGAGUUAUGGUUUAAGGAAGGGGCUCCUCUGAGUGUAAAGGGGAGGAAGAGGAAGAGAGAAAAGGGAAGGGAAGUGAGAGAGAGAGAUGGGCUUUCUCCUAAGCAUGUGGUGUGUGGGUCUGUAUCCUCUAAAAGAGAUUUGCUCUCUUGGGAGGAUAUAGUGUAGAGACUGCUUGAUAGAAUCCACAAAAAAUGUACUAUGCUGAUAAUAAAACCUUUCAUAUCUGUCAGA